AUGCCUGCUGAGUAUUGUGCUCCCGCAAAUGACCCUGACCUGCCCGAGACGGCCACGUCCGUCGUCGCCAGAGAACUGGCGGGUCAACGCAAGCAACGCCGUGUGCACAGUAAUGAUCGUUACCGUGCCGUCGAUGACCGCCCCGAUCUUUACGAGGCCAUUCUCCUCGCCCCGGGUGAGAAGAAGAUCGACGUUGAAGUUGACACCCGUAUGCCCAAUGCCGCGAUCUUCACCUUCCACAAGGAAGAUCACACCCUGGCCAACCUGCUCCGCACCCGUCUGCUGAAGCACCCCAACGUGACCUUCUCUGCCUACCGGGUCCCCCACCCUCUGACUCCCAGCUUCGAGCUGCGUGUCCAGACUGACGGCGAGAUCACCCCUCGUGCUGCUGUUAUCGCCAGCUGCAACAGUCUCAUCAAGGAGCUGGGCAUCAUCUCCCGUGAAUUCACUAAGGAGUACGAGCUUCGCAAGAUGGCGAAUGCUGCCGCUAAGCAGCAGACUGAGUAA
This is a messenger RNA of Penicillium malachiteum, 507 nucleotides long. Its product is annotated as DNA-directed RNA polymerase II core subunit RPB11. The record is from RefSeq and is a predicted model, not a curated record. Gene Ontology annotation, biological process: transcription by RNA polymerase II. NCBI's taxonomy places the organism in Eukaryota, Fungi, Ascomycota, Eurotiomycetes, Eurotiales, Aspergillaceae. The transcript has 4 exons. Gene Ontology annotation, molecular function: protein dimerization activity; DNA binding. Gene Ontology annotation, cellular component: RNA polymerase II, core complex. The coding region runs from base 1 to 507 and encodes 168 amino acids.